AUGGCGGGCCGCCCCAGGCUAGGCGCAGGAAGCCAUGGCUCACUGGCCUUGCUGGUCGCGCCUGAUAGGCCCCAUGGAUGCAAGGGCGUAAUAUCUAUGUCGUUGAUUCUUUGGACAGAGAAAAGGAUUAGAGAUCUGAGGCAAGAAUUCCAGACCAUUAUCAAGGACCCUUUGAUGGCAAACAGCAUAAUCUUUGGUAUUCGCAAACAAACAGGAUCUGAGAGGCCAAAGCGAGGAGCACUGGAUGAGGUUAGUGAAGGACUGGGGCUGCAUGAUCUUAGGAACAGAAUAUGGCACAUACAGGGGACCUGCGCACUCCGUGGUGAGGGAGCCUACUCGGCCCAGACUCGACUGGCUUGGUCCACUCUGAAGCAGUUGCAAGAGUCGGGUCAUGCAACUUCAGUUGCUGGCCCUCCCAUCUAA
Miscanthus lutarioriparius is the source of this 423-nucleotide messenger RNA. NCBI's taxonomy places the organism in Eukaryota, Viridiplantae, Streptophyta, Magnoliopsida, Poales, Poaceae. The record is from the annotation of a GenBank genome assembly.